UCGGGCUGUGUUUGUUCGGUGUAACGCUAUCAGCCUCCCUCUGAGUCGCUGCCGUGGCGGAGCGCUCACUGUCGUUUGGGAACUCCGCUAACGCAUCCUGACAAUAACGAAGCGCUUGUGAAGUCUCUUGGAUGUUUCAACAUUCUCGCAAAACGUUAAUGGUGUUGGAGCACUGUUAGAGGGGGGUUUUGUUUGUGAGCUGUGCAGACUGCUGUCAUUCCGCUCACCUGAUCAAUUGUGGUCGGUAUUCAGCCGAUUGGCAUCCCACUUCUGGGCAACAAGACCCACAAAUAGUGUUACGCUCGAAAUCGAUUUUGGUGCAUUUUCUUUGGGUGGCCGAAAAUUCGGUGCAUUGUGUGAGUGUAUUUGCGCAGUUAACUAUAUAGGAGAAGUAAGAAAGCGAAGUUCGAUACUGGCGCUAGUGUCAAUUGCCUGUGGAUUCAAUUGUUGCGGGAAAUAUGGCCAGCUGUAUAAACGGUCUGUCGCCCGUGGAUCUCCUGCAGUUGACGAUGGUAGCCCAGGACGACGAUGAGCCUAUGGCGACGUCCUUAAGUCCGACUCGAGCCGAGUUAAAGAGCGACAAAAGCCACGAUGAGCCCAAUCCCAAUGAGCCGUAUUAUUGCCCGCUGUGUAACUUCACGACGAGACGACCGGGUCUAUUGCUGCGGCAUACGUUUGAGCACACCGGAGUCCAGCCCUACUCAUGCUGGAAGUGCCAACAGCGGUUUACCCUACCCGAAAGUUUAGUCGAGCACUUUGUUCAAGAGCACAGUAUCACAGGCACCCCGCUCAAGUGCGGUACGUGCCGAAAAACUUACUCUACCCGACGCGGUCUCAUCACCCAUCAGCUGCAGUUUUCCAUACAGAAAUCUCGAUUUUGUUACUUCUGUGCCAAAGGAUUCGGGUCGGACGGUGCUGAACGUGAGCAUCAACGGGCCCAUUCACCGGGUCUAGCUUCGUCUGAUUGCUUUCUCCGCUGCCCGGCUUGCCGACGUCUCUUCCCAAAUGAGGACGCCUUGAGAAUCCACUCAGUAUUUCACCUCAGCCUUCAGGAGGAUCGCUACACGCUGCCUUCACAAGGUACAACUGUUGCUCAUAAAGCACGGCGUUUCUUUCAACAGCGUCGUCACACGUUACACGGCUUCACACAUAGCUUAAAUUUGGAGUCUACCAGAGCUGGCACGCCGAGUUCAUCAUCGUCAAAACUGCGUCGUAAACCCCGAAAAAAGUUUCCCUGUGAACACUGCGAUAAGGUAUUCGUCAGCCGGACAUCGCUACGUUGGCAUGGCCGAUUCCACCGACGACCAUUUACCUGCCGAGCGUGUCCUCGUGCCUAUUCAACCCUGUGCGCCCUGCUCGUUCACGCGUCAGACCAUGACACAAUCGCUGCCAUCGAAGAGGAGCAUUUGCGCCAUGUCGAGCAGCAGGUAGGUGCUAACGGCAAAAAGGUAACUGGUUCGUCGGGUCAGGGUUCGACCAGUGGCUCACAACUCGGACUGAGUGGCAACAACAGCAAUGCUUUGGGACUGCCUGCGAGUAUCGGCGCAACUACUACUAAUCUCACGAACAUUUCCAGUGGGUCGACCGCGCCCGCAGGAUCAACCGAACGCCACGAGUGUCCAACUUGCGGUAAAGCGUUUGGCUCUGCCAACAGUUUGCGCGCACAUAAAAAAUCACACACUACCGGAAAAACCCCUCAUAAGUGCCCGACAUGCGGAAAACAAUUUGUCCGAUCAUAUGACAUGAAGCGUCACAUGCGUACUCACGAUAGUAGCGCUCCGUACGUCUGCCAGAUCUGCCAUCAGAAGUUCUCGCAGAGUUCGUCGUUGAAGAAACAUUACAAGACGCACAGGAUUCACUGUCCGCUUUGCCUUAAACAAUUUGAUCUGCCCGAUCAGCUAACGGCACACAUACCCCAGUGCCCGGCGCAGCAGGCCCAACAGAGUUUGCUUGCCGCUGCCAUUUCUAAUAUGUCGAAUAUGGGCCAUAUGACGGGUCUGAACGGAGUACCGCCUGAAGCGCUCGCAGGCUUAAUGCAGGCUGCCCAAGGAAUGAUGCAACAAGCAUCAGCCUCUGCUGGUGCUGCGGCAGCUGCACCAGUGACAACUUGCGCGACAAGCGGUGCUACAACAUCUGCAACGUCAGGACAAGCCGGAACAUCCACUAGCCAGGCCACGACUCCAGAUAAGUGGUUGUUCAAGGAGUGAAGAACUCAUCACUGAAAAAAGAAGUGAAUCUAUGAAGAGCUUCAUCUUUAAUUAAUUCUAAAUUAUUCAUUUUAGAGGAGGGUUGUACACAUCGUAGGUAAGUGCAGUCGUAUGUUGAAAAUUUUAGUGCCGUUCAUUUACAAGGAAUUAAUUAGAGAACUUUGAGGGAAAAUACGUUGAGAAAUUUCUUCAUAUAAGAAAGCUUUUCUACCAGUUUGAGGGCCACAUAUGAUAAAAGAAAAAGGUAAAUGCUUACUGAUUGACUCUAGUAGAAGCUAUGACAGAGGCUAGGAAUAAGUGUAAAGUAAAUUGUUUAACUGUAGUUCUCCUUUAUUUCGUCAUAGGUAAUAAUAAUCGUUGUAUUUUAGUUAAAAAAUGAGCUUGAAUAGAAUCGUCAGCGGAUGCUUUAGCGAUAUUAGAGCAAGUAAAUGGAAUCAAUUCAUAGGUCUAACCGGAGAUGGGACUCUAAUAGUACAUUCUGCGCAUAUACAUGAAGUGGUCUCUCUAGCUUCCAUAUGAUCACAAUAAAUUAUUUUAGGUGUUCGACUACACCGGUGAAUUCGUCUGGUCGACAACCAGUAGCCACUUUUUCAACUAAUUUUCAAGUAGGAAAAAGUAUUUCAAAAACACGCGCGUUUGCUGAUCUCUAUAUUUAUGCAUCGCGCAAACGUAAGGCCUAUCGUAUGAAAUAUUAUUAUAUGAUACAUAAAUAUAAACGGAUCCGAGGUUAAUAGGUGAGACUGGUAGUAGAACAACCCCUACAACAAAAACAAAUGACACGUGUUUCUCAGAACGCCAUAAUAGUAUAUGUGACCUCUCUCGCUUAUUACUGCAAGGAUCAUAUAUCAAAUGAAGAGAAUCUCAGAUCUACCCAGAGAGCCGUAUACUCAAGACUCAAAUCUGGCUAUAUAUAAACACAUAAUGUGUAUAUAUUUACUCUACGAAUUGAUUUACACAUAUACAAUAAGUACAGGAAUGACAGCAUAUUAGCAGACGAAUUUUAAUCAGAUUGACGACUGUGCAGAAAACCAAUAUUAGCUGGAUCAACGCAAAUAAUGAUAAAUAAAACAAACAUCUCAAUCUAAUUAGGUAUAGUUGUAGGUAAACAGACAUACGCAUAAGCAACGAAUCGACGGUAACAGUAUAUGCUGCAUUAUAUACUAUGCUAUUCUAAUGAUGAUAAUAGUAUGCGCUAAAUAAACCAAGCACGUAUGUCCCGCUCUCGAUAUAUAUUCUUAGUAAAAUUGUA
Messenger RNA from Varroa destructor (honeybee mite), 3456 nucleotides. RefSeq lists its product as uncharacterized. Lineage: Eukaryota; Metazoa; Arthropoda; Arachnida; Mesostigmata; Varroidae. The record is from RefSeq and is a predicted model, not a curated record.